AUGGGGAUUGGAAUAGCGAAAUUUGAGAAGCAGAACGCAUUACCUCAUGACUAUCUGAACGUAGCGAUGACUGCACGAGGUCCCGAAGGAGCAUUUCAACUACUAGAGACAGGUCGGAUUCAGUUACCGGAGUUCUACUCUCAGGUUGGCCAGAUUUUCGCUAAAGGAUGUUGGCAGUUCGGUCAAGAGAUGAGCGACACAAAGUUCAAUAAUAGUGCAUAUCAGCAACAUUGUCUACGCACCUCAAAAUUCGAUAAUGACUCAAGGAUAAUCUCUGUAGCUGUUCCGCCUUUGCCCGUUCAGGCUCCAGUAGAUGGAAAAGAGCUGUGGAGAAUGAUGAUGGGCGAAGCUUCAUCCUUCAAUACCCCCAUUAUCCAAGUGAUCAAACGUUUAAAAGGUGAUGUAUGGCAAGUCUAUUGUUCAGUUUACAAGGUAGCAGCCCUGACGAAUAAUUUCAACCUGGCUCCGGGAGUCAAAGAGGAUGACGCGGAGGCCCUAGGUAUCAUGCCCAAAGAGAUAAAGCAACUGUUUGACGAUUUCAUUGAGAGUAGCCAAGUGGGAAUGCGGAAACCGGAUCCGAAGUUCUUUCAGUAUGCUUUGAAUCGAUUGGGUGCGGAGCCACACAGAACUGUCUUUCUAGAUGAUAUUGGGUCAGUGGCUUGUCUUUCGUUCAUGUCACUUGAAGGCGGAGAUUUCGGAAAUAUGAUAACAGAGUUGGAGUCAACUGACCGAGUCUAUUUACAUCCCUCCAAAUCCGCACACAGCAUGAACCUCAAAGCCGCACAAGCAUUGGGAAUCAAGACCAUACGGGUGGGUAUUUAUGAUGUGGACCCGGCAAUUCGUGCUCUUCAAAAAUACGUACCAGACGUAGACUUAUUGAGUUGCUGCUCUGAUCAUGCUGGAGUAUCCAAAUUAUAG
Melampsora larici-populina 98AG31 is the source of this 918-nucleotide messenger RNA. RefSeq lists its product as uncharacterized. The transcript has 8 exons. The record is from RefSeq and is a predicted model, not a curated record. Lineage: Eukaryota; Fungi; Basidiomycota; Pucciniomycetes; Pucciniales; Melampsoraceae. The coding region runs from base 1 to 918 and encodes 305 amino acids.